AUGUCUUUUCAUUUCUUCUGUUAUUCCCCGCUGAAUGCUGUUUUUUGUUUUGAUAGAGGGCAUGUGUCUAUUAAAGGUUCACUAAACGCGCGCACACGAGCGUAUAUUAAUAUCUAUCUAUCUAUCUAUCUAUCUAUCUAUCUAUCUAUCUAUCUAUCUAUCUAUCUAUCAUUGCAAAUGAUCGAUUUCAAAUAUCAACCAAAAACCAAGGAAUCACCUCGCUAUCUAUUUAUUACCUUUCUUUUUUUCCUUUUUUUUUUGACAAUUUGUUUUUUAUUAUUUAUUUAUUUAUUUCUCUCUCUCUUUCUUUAUUUCUUUCUAUCUAUCUAUCUAUCUAUCUAUCUAUGUAUGUAUCUUUUUUCUUUCUAUCUUUCUUUCUUUAUUUAUUUAUUUAUUUCUAUCUAUUUAUUUAUCUUUCUUUCUUACUUUAUUUCUAUCUAUCUAUCUAUCUAUCUAUCUAUCUAUCUAUCUAUCUUUCUUUCUUUCUUUCUUCAUUAUGAGUCGUUUUUAUUCUCUUUCUUUCUCUUGUUUUCCUUCUUUUUUUUCCUUCUGGGUGUCAUUUUUAUGUUUUUUCGUUUUCUCUUUUAUUUCAUUUUCUUUCUUUCUUUUUUCUUUCUUUUGUUGCUAUUCACAAUUUCUUCAAUUUCCAUAUUAUACUGUCCUUUAUUCGUUCUUUCUUUUUUUCUUUUUUAUCAGUUUCCUUUUCAUGCUUAUCUCUUUCCUAACUGUUCCCCCUUUUUUCGUUCCAGUUUCUUUCGCUCUUUUUUCUUCCUUUUCUUCUUCCCCUUAUUUUUAUCACCAUUCUUUCUCUCGCUUCUUUUCCUUUUAAUACUUUCUUACUUUCUGUUUCUUUCUCUGUUUUUAACAAUCGACAUUUUCAUGAUUUUUUUUUUCUAUUUUACUUCAUUUUUUUUUUCUUCCGUGUCUUUUUACGCUUUCAUUUCUUCUUUACAAUUUCUACGUUUUUCCUCUUAUUUAUUUCUUCAUUCCUUUUGUCUUUUUUUAAAAUGA
Molecule: messenger RNA, 1011 nt
Organism: Acanthosepion pharaonis
Lineage: Eukaryota; Metazoa; Mollusca; Cephalopoda; Sepiida; Sepiidae
Source: the annotation of a GenBank genome assembly